AUGUCUACGGAGGAAACUCUCAUUCCAUCUGAUUUCGUUGAAGGAACAAUACGUUUACCAUCUAUUCGCAAGUUAACAUUCAAGGUCCAUGUUAAUUGGUGGGACAGUUUUGAUGUGAUGAUUGCUAAAGACCCUAAUCUUAACGUUUAUUUGAUUUACGAUGGAUGGGACAAUGUUGUUUCGUACGUACCUAUAUACCCUGAUUAUUACGUUGUGAUGAGGUACAUUUUUGAGAAAAAUUUCCAGGUGGUUGUUUAUGACUUGAAUGGUUGUGAGGUUCUCGCGCCGAAGCGUGUAUACACGCCUGCUGCUGUAAACAUACCUAAACCCGUUCCUUCAAUUAUUGAAAUACCAGACUCUGACGCUCACACUGAUCAUGAAAAUGAUGUUGAUGAAUCUGAUCCUGAUUAUAAUGAGUCCAUUGGAUAUGAUUCAGAUGAUGCUUCUUCCAUUAUAACUAACUCUGAUAGCGAUGGGAUGGACAAUGACGAGGAGGAUGUUGAAGUUUCGGAUUCUGAAGAAGAUAGUAAGUUUGAUCCGGACUACCAUCCUAUUGAGUUUCAAUGGAAGUACGACAGGCAUUUUCGUCUUAAUUCCGAUGUUGCUGAAGCAUCCAGAAUUGACAUGACUAUGGAGAUGUGUGUGCAGAACUUGGCUGGAGAGGAUACGAUGAUUUCAUUUCGUGCUGAAGCACACGGUAGUGGUUUUCGAUAUGAGGCUUUGCAAUGGCGUACCAAGUUUACGAAACCAAAUGGUAUAAAUCAUCCUACCAAGUGCACGUUUGUUUAUUGUCAAGUUCAAAAGAAGUUGAUUCUCAAGAAGGUUGUCCAGUAGUACCGUUUGCACGUUCUAAACAAUAUAAAUAUAA
Helianthus annuus (common sunflower) is the source of this 868-nucleotide messenger RNA. RefSeq lists its product as uncharacterized. NCBI's taxonomy places the organism in Eukaryota, Viridiplantae, Streptophyta, Magnoliopsida, Asterales, Asteraceae. The transcript has 3 exons. Bases 1 to 834 code for a protein of 277 amino acids. The record is from RefSeq and is a predicted model, not a curated record.